This is a messenger RNA of Prinia subflava (tawny-flanked prinia), 3756 nucleotides long. RefSeq names its product cyclin Y (gene CCNY). The transcript has 10 exons. Gene Ontology annotation, biological process: regulation of canonical Wnt signaling pathway; regulation of cyclin-dependent protein serine/threonine kinase activity. The record is from RefSeq and is a predicted model, not a curated record. Lineage: Eukaryota; Metazoa; Chordata; Aves; Passeriformes; Cisticolidae. Gene Ontology annotation, molecular function: protein kinase binding; cyclin-dependent protein serine/threonine kinase activator activity. Gene Ontology annotation, cellular component: cytoplasmic cyclin-dependent protein kinase holoenzyme complex; plasma membrane. The coding region runs from base 143 to 1168 and encodes 341 amino acids.
GCAGGGCGCCGCAGCCGCCGCCUCCUCCCCCGCCGCCGCUCCCUGUCGUCGCCGCUGCCGCCCAUGGCUUCCCGCCGCCCCCGCUGACCGGCCGCCCCUCGCCUCCUCCCGAGCCGGGCCGGGCCGGGGCCGGGCAGAGAAGAUGGGGAACACCACGUCCUGCUGCGUCUCCUCCAGCCCCAAGCUGCGCCGGAAUGCCCACUCUCGGCUGGAGUCCUACCGCCCCGAGGCCGAGCUGAGCCGGGAGGACACGGGCUGCAACCUGCAGCACAUCAGCGACCGGGAGAACAUCGACGAUUUGAACAUGGAAUUCAACCCAUCAGAUCAUCCACGGGCCAGUACGAUAUUUCUCAGUAAAUCACAAACAGAUGUGAGAGAAAAACGCAAGAGUCUCUAUAUAAACCACCAUCCUCCUGGGCAGUUGAGAAGGAAGUACAGUUCCUGCUCCACUAUUUUCCUGGAUGACAGCACGGUCAGUCAACCAAACCUCAAAUAUACCAUCAAAUGUGUAGCUCUUGCAAUAUAUUACCACAUCAAAAACAGGGACACAGACGGAAGAAUGCUCUUAGAUAUUUUUGAUGAAAACCUUCAUCCCCUUUCGAAAUCCGAAGUGCCACCAGACUAUGACAAACAUGACCCGGAGCAGAAACAGAUUUACCGCUUUGUCCGGACGCUGUUCAGUGCUGCUCAACUGACUGCUGAAUGUGCCAUUGUCACCCUGGUAUAUCUUGAAAGACUCUUAACUUAUGCAGAGAUAGAUAUUUGUCCAGCAAACUGGAAGCGAAUAGUACUGGGGGCAAUUCUGCUGGCAUCUAAAGUUUGGGACGACCAGGCCGUGUGGAACGUGGAUUACUGCCAGAUCCUGAAGGAUAUCACUGUCGAAGACAUGAAUGAACUAGAACGCCAGUUUCUUGAGCUGUUACAGUUCAAUAUUAAUGUUCCCUCCAGUGUUUAUGCCAAGUAUUAUUUUGAUUUGCGUUCCCUGGCAGAAGCGAAUAAUCUGAGUUUUCCCUUGGAGCCCCUCAGCAGGGACAGGGCAUAUAAACUUGAGGCCAUUUCUCGCCUAUGUGAAGACAAAUACAAGGACUUCAGGAAAGCUGCCAAGAAGCGGUCGGUCAGUGCUGACAAUCUGACUGUGGUUAGAUGGUCCCCUGCAAUUAUCUCCUAACAGAGGAGACUGGAAUAUUCCUACAGACGUACUGUUUCAUCCAUCCAUUUUUUUCAGAGUGGGCUGGGGGCGGGGGGAUAAAGAAAAAACAGACUUUUGAUUUUUUUAUUUUUAAAUCUGUCAAGCUGCCUUUACAGUGCCUCCCCAUUGUGUAGCACACGAGUGAAAUACCUAACAGAAGGAGAAAUGGAGAAAUUGGUCAUCGGGAGAGAAGAUCGACAACAAUUAUUUUCUCACUUCCACUAACAGCUUUACACUUUUAUGAGGAAACAGCAAAUCAGGUGCUUGGAAGAAGAAAUAAAAAAAUGAAGUAGAGGCAGAAAAAUAUCUAAGAACUGUGCCAUUUUCUGAUACACUGUACUCAUGAAGGGAAAUGGCAGCAUGAAAAAAAAAACAUGUUAUCAGAUGACUGUGCACUAGAGGAAUGACAUUGGGAGAGUUCCAUCCUAAAGGUUUUUCUUAAUAUCUUUUGUUGUUGUUGUCGUUGUUGGUUUUUUUUGCAUUCCUCAUUGCUGCUUCCCAGGAUAAAUUCUUCCCCUUGCACAGCAGGAAAUACAAAGUCUGUAUUUACAGUAGCACAAGCCCCUGAAUAAAUAGCGUUGGGUUUUUUCACUGCACUUUUCUCUGUAACCUGUCUUAUUAGCAUUAUUCUUCUUAAUUAUUAUGCAUAUGUUACAUUUCUUGUAUGCCUUUUAUUGUAUUUUGAAAGAGAGAACUUGACCAUAGUGCUGAACCAAAAGUGUGUACAGGGAUCAGAAGAUCUUCGUAAUUUCACGAUGUGUUUUAUUUAUAGUAUACUUGGGUGCGUGUGCCUUCCUGAGUCCUUGGAAUCGUUUAUUUUUCCAUAAUAUAAAGAUACAGUUGUUAAAGUCUUGAGAUGAUGAUGAUAAGACUUGGGCCAAAUCUCUGAAAUUUGCAACAGAUCUUGUGAUCCUUUUUGCAGAUUUUCAUAGCAUUAGAAGUUUAGCAGAAUUCAUCCAUUUUGAAGGAGAUUUUUUUUUUUUAAUAGCUUGACAAGCUCAUUCCUUCACCUCCAAGUCCAUUGUUGCAAGCAAUAUUCUCAAUUUUUAUAUGUUUACUUUAAAUCAAAGUGAGUCUGUUUGUAUAAAAUAAAAAAUAAUAAAAAAAAAUUCCAACGAGAAGGCCUGUAGAAGAGCAGAAUGGAAAUCUUAACAAGGUAUCUGUCACAAGGAAAUUUGAUUUGGAAACUAAAAUACAAACCCUCAUGUUUUUCAGUGUAGGUGCUUAUAGAAAUGAAAAGUAACUGAACUGUGAAUAUAAUUUCCAACUCAGAUUAUUAAACUCCUUUGUUGUUAUAAUUAUUCUACUCUUACUGUGGCUGCUGCCCCCUUGGCAAUUGUAAGAACCUUUUAUACAAAAUAACUUUCAGCAUAAGCAUAUUUGCUUCGUAACACCACAGGGUGAUUUUUUCCCCUCAAUUUUUUUUUUUUUUGCACAGUUUAGAAAGAUGCAGCUGAAAGCUCUCAGUUCCCUGGAAUCUGCCCUUGUGAGUGUCACUGAAGGGAAUGGCAGCAGAUGUCCCUGGCUUGUGCACUACUGUUGUACCCACCAGGAUUCCGUGGUUCUUUGGUUAAGCCCUAUGGGCUUGUAGCAGCCUGGGGGCCCGGGGAUGCUCCGGGCAGGGAGGCACCACAGGAUUGAGGCAGGCAAACCAAGCAGUUUCCUCUUCACUUUCCAGUCUGAUUGGUUUAGUUUGAGAUGUGGAGGCUUUGUCCAUAAAUACUCCUGAUGAUCUUUGGGCCUUUAAAAUAAUCUGAUUCUCAUCACUUCUUGUUGUGCCAAUGCAUCAGAACUGUGAGUAUCCAAGUCCAUUUUUCCCGUGAACGUGGAAUGUAAGGCAAGUGUUUAUAACAAAUUACAGCAUUUGGGACCUCUUUACAGAUAGUAUCAAAAGGAACAUUUUCAGAGCAUUUGAAAUUCAUCCUUUAUAAGCAUAAAUUCAGGCUUUAAAAUAUGUAAAGAAUAUUUUGAUUUAUCAACACUUUGCUAAACUAUUUUCCAUUUAACUUGAUAUCAGGAAUAUUGGUUUUAUCCAUUUCUGGGUGAUAGAGAUAUGAACUUUGGAUUAUGUAAAGAUAUCAAUGCAUCUACUAUAAUUUUUGUGAAGUUUAUUAAACUACUUUAAAGAUUGUAUAGUCUAUUUAUUGUAUGUAUGUACAUACAGUCUGAUACUUUAAAAAGUGGAUUCCGUAAAACCUGGCUCAGUCUUGUUUAGACUAUUGAAUAUCGUUUUAGCCUUGUGCACUGGACUCUACCUCUGUAUAGGAGAAUUUUCCAUAUUCUUAAUUAGUACUGAUUCUGUGAUUAACUUGGUUAUGUUUCUUGCACUAAGAAUUAAAAAAAAAUCUGCUGUAAGCGUGGAUUUUUUUCUUUAGUUUUACCAUAUGAAUCCUCUACAUUUAGAUGGAUGUUUCUUUCCCUCAUGGUUAUAGAAUAAUUCUUUGCUUUUUCUUCUGGUUUGUUCCAGGAUUGCCAAAAAAUACAGUACCUGUCAGUAAACCUGAAAAAUGUCUUUUGUUUGCAAGGUAUUCUAUACCAGGUAAUUAAAAAUUAAUCAUUAUUUAGGA